AUGACGGGCAGUGUUCCAGUGCGACGAGUGGCCGUCAUUGGCGCCGGGCCAGCAGGUGCUAUUGCCAUUGAUGCCCUGGCUCAGGAGAAGGCAUUCGAUAUCAUUCGUGUCUUCGAACGCCGAGAACGUGCUGGAGGAUGCUGGAUAGAUGAUGCAACACGGCCUCCUACGCUGUCCAACUUCAGUGCGUUGGCAAGCCGUACAGCAGAUACUCCAUUGACUAUUCCAAAGACACUCCCAGCCCAAACGCAGAUAUCAAGCCAGCCUCGGUUUUCAGAGUCAUCAGUCUAUCCGUAUCUUGAGACUAACAUUGACCAUCUGCCUAUGGAAUUUAGUCAAGAGCCAAUUCCAGAGGAGCGUAGUGAGCUCUCAAUAUCUAAUCACGGACCAGAUACUCCAUUUAGAAAGUGGGAUGUCAUUCAGAGAUAUGUUCAAAGUCUUGUUGAUAGAAGGGGCUAUCGUGAUUUCGUUUCUUACAACACCACCGUGGAGAAAGUAGAAAAGAUUGAAUGGUUUGAUGCCGUCGUUGUCGCGAGCGGGCAUUUCUGGGUACCCUAUAUUCCUCCCAUUGAAGGAUUGGAGGCAUUCGAGAAGGCAAGGCCCGGGAGUGUAAUCCAUAGUAAACACUUUCGCGGCCGGGAGCCCUUUAUAGGCAAGCGCGUCGUUGUCGUCGGAGCAUCCGUCUCUGGAGCUGAUAUCGCCUUCGAUCUUGUCAAUACGGCACAAGCCCCGGUACACGCUAUCACGAUUGGACACACCAUCAAUGGAUAUUUUGGAGGAGAGGCUUUUAAUCAUCCCAAAAUAAGGAACUAUCCGUCAAUUGCUCGAGUCGAAGGCAGAACUGUUCAUUUGGUGGAUGGAAACUCGAUUGCCAAUGUGGAUUACAUCGUUUUCAGCACAGGCUACAGCUGGUCUAUGCCUUUCCUCCCCGAUGUUCCGGUCCGCAAUAAUCGGGUGCCAGAUCUAUACCAGCAUGUUGUUUGGCAAAAUGACCCAACCUUGCUUUUCGUCGGAGCCGUCGCAGCGGGUUUGACAUUUAAAGUAUUCGAAUGGCAAGCAGUUCUAGCAGCACGACUCCUCGCAGGACGAGCUACGCUACCACCAAUUGAGAAGAUGCGAAGAUGGGAAACCGAGAGGAUCAAAGUGCGCGGAGAUGGCGUCAAGUUCACACUGAUAUUCCCUGACUUCGAAGACUAUUUUGAAACACUAAGAGAGUUAGCUGGAGAAGGAGAGGAAGGGAAAGGGCGUAAGCUUCCAAAGUUUCAGAGAGAAUGGGUAAGAGCCUUUCUCGAUGGACAUGAACGACGAAAGGCCAUGUGGAAACGACUAAAUGAAAAGGCUCAAAAAGAAUUGAGCGCUACCAAAGAAGUCAACUUCGAGAAAGCGCGGCUCUAA
Molecule: messenger RNA, 1395 nt
Organism: Trichoderma breve
Lineage: Eukaryota; Fungi; Ascomycota; Sordariomycetes; Hypocreales; Hypocreaceae
Product: flavin-binding monooxygenase-like domain-containing protein
Exons: 4
Coding region: 1-1395 (464 amino acids)
Molecular function (GO): N,N-dimethylaniline monooxygenase activity; NADP binding; flavin adenine dinucleotide binding
Source: RefSeq, a predicted model, not a curated record